UUAGGUACUGUUCCUAAAUGAAGUGUGGUGAUUUGUCAUUUUUGCAAGUGAUUUAUGUCGUAUUCGCCGUCUUAUUCCCGUAUCUUACAAGCGACGCUGGUUCCAACUUUAAUUGGUUGAAAUGGUUUCUUGAUCAGCACAUUGAUGAGUCUCUGAAUGCCAACCAGAUGUAAGACAGAAAAUUCCUGAUCAAUAAUGGUGCUAUCAUUAAAACUUCUUGAUUCAGAACUUCUGGAUUUGUGAUUGUCGAAGGAUUCUGCGGAAAGUCCCCUGCCCAGUGUGAUCUUAUCCCAAGGUGUGCUCUGAUGAUUGACAUUGAUUGACUGUCAUCGUCUUUAUUAUUAUUGUCAAUAUCACCAUCUCUAUCAACAUCUUACGAAUCUUACUCCUCCAUCCGACAGCUGCAGAUGCAAAGAGGAUUUGUCUUCCAAACACUUGAGGUCAAGUUGACACGUUGUUGAUUGUAAAAAAUCUGGACCUGUCAAUCUGUAGGAAGUCUUGUCGUCUGCUUGAGAGAUUGUCGUCUGCUGUGGCUAAAUAAUGGCAUAAUGGUAAAGACCCUUCCAGUGCUACAUGUAGUCCCUAUUCUCUUGUACCAUGGAUAACAUACGUCGUCACUUCCAACUUGCCCAAGGCCCUAAACCUCCAAUGGCGGAAAGCCGCUCGACGUUUCAUACCCACGUGCCACUGGCCGGGACAUUGCAGGGAGACAUCCAUGACUGCUGCACAUCCAGUGCUAACUUCUUAGACUUCAUGAUCAAAUUCUGUGGGGCUGGCACCCACAUGGCUGAAUCGUUUACAAAAGUAUUUCAAAACACACCGUAUUCAGAAGCUGCGGGCCAGUUUCAUAACGCUAUGAAAGAACUCUUUAUGGCAACGAAUAGUGUGACAACUCAGAUGAAAUCAAAGCUGGAUACAAUGCUGCAUGGACUGCUGAAUAAAGUUGAAGGUGAUUGUAAGGAGUUGCGCUCGCAGGAUCAAUUACAGACCCUUGCCAAAGGUUAUCUUCAUGUAAUACGCCUACACUGCCAGUUUGUUCUCACCAGUACCGAGGUCCUAUCACAGUUUUACGAUUAUAAAAAAGUGGACGAUUUGAUACACCACGGCGCACCUGUGCGCAAUGAAAAUGACACACAUAUGUCAGCGUUGCAAUCACUGGCAAAACUCACGGUUACUGAGACGCACAAAUCAGCCGAUGACGUGCCACAAGGUCAAGGAAAAUCUGGUAGUCAUGGCAGCUGGCCUCCACAGCUUGUCCCAGUUACGAACACUGAUAAAACUAUACCAGAUAUCUGGAGCCAGAAACCCCCAAAGCAUCCUGGCUACGGGAGUCAGCGGAGUUAUAUCACUGAAGGACAACCAUCACGAUUUGGUGACAUCGGAUCACGGACUGCCUCAGGUCAAUCUCUUAAGAAUCAAAAUGAUGUCAAAACAAGCCUUGCAGGACAGUUACCACGUACGGUGCAUUUAGGUCCAUGUAACCGGGAUGAGAAUCACGCUGUUACACAAGAAGAACUCGACAGCGUGAUCGACUUCCUGUCUGGUCACCAUGGCAACAAGCCGUUAGAAUCAAUCCCAGAAUCCACGUCACUGCCACCAUCAUGUCCACCAGUACCACCACCAGAACCAUUUUACUCCCAAUAUCCACCUGUGUUUACUACUCAGCAGACGUCACCGAUUCCACCACCGCCAUCGACACAACCGCCACCUAUUAUGAUGCGUGAGAAUGACUACUCAAAUAUAAACAAUGCCAGCCAGCAUCGGUUAUCUGAUGGGGCUCUUGGCGAUGUGAUGGAAAAGGGUGAAAUUGGACGAAACACAUGGCCGCAUCGAGGAAACUCCGAUAACAAUAUGCAGCAGCAGUUCUUUUCUUAUGGCAGUGCUAGUUCUUUUGGUAGCGACCCUGAAUUCUUGAACUAUGUAGCAUCGAUUGGUGCUUUAAUUGGAACGGGACAGAAUAGUCAGAUUUGGUCUGCGGGAUCCGGCGAUCUCAAAUUACACCACAGCUGGCCAACGCAGGGAUUUCAAAAUCCUGAAGGCCGUGACAAUCUGACUGGUAGUUGGUCCGGACAGCAGGACACGAGUAGCAGUGAUGAAUCAGCCAAUGAGGAAGCCCUUCUAAACACAUGCCUUGGUGCUGACCUUGCUAAUAAUUUCGGAACUGAAAGGAGGUCAGAAGUGUCCUUACCAUCGGAGAGCCUUGUUACCCAAGGUGUGACGAGCAAGUCACAGGUUCAUGGUGGACAGGGAGGCAGCCAGCCAAAGUUAGCCCUCCCGCCGAAACAACCUUGGGCUGAAAACCCUUCACAGACAUUUUAGAAGUGUAUGUCUCCCAAGAAUUCUCCUCUUCCCAAAUUUUUAAAAGACUAUAGGGCACCAGUGAAGUCUCUUCCAAACUUGUUAGUUUCAUACAGACAGUUUGUCCUAGUGCCUGCCCAGCAUUAAUUCAGGACCUUCUUUAAUCUGUCUAUUCAGUAUAUGGUCAGAGAUACCUCAAAGUGUUGCUCAUUAAACCCUAUUUCAAUGAGCAUGUCACUAAACUCAGGUUUUUAUGAAGGUUGCCCAGGUAUUGGCAUGAUAUAAACAUUGGUGCAAGUCGCAUUCUGCUGUUCAACUUUAGGUAUUGCGUUUUCACCAAAUACACACUGUUUGACCGUGAGUGUGCCCAGAUUAGGAAUGGGUCAAAAUAAACUUCUCCUGAAACAAUUUUUGGGGAUUUAAGUGGUGAAAUGAUGCUGCACAUCCAGUUCGUUUUAUGAUUAUGCCCAAAAGUGACAGGCCAGUGUUUGGUGUGAAUUUGAUGAAAUCACAGUCAAAUAAGCCCAAAUUGAGAAAAGUAAGGUGUGUGAAAAAAGCUGCAAUUGACAGUGCUGAAUUUGUUUUAUAUUGAAGACGCACAAUUGUUUUUGCGGAUUAUUUCUCUGCAAGGAUUAUAAAUCUUCUGUUGCACACAGUUAUGUGCAGGUCUUACUUGUUUUAUUGAAUAACAUGGGUGGCUGCUGGGUUGGUUUCACUCGCACAUUAUGAAAAGAAUUGCUUUUCAAUUUGGCUGAUUUUAGUCCAUUUGUUGUAAAAUACUGUGUGUGAAGGUAUUCAAGACUGCCAAAAUGCUGAGGCAACUAAAAUCAUUUCUUCAGUGAGGCUUGGAGGGGGCAUUGAUAAAAGUCUGAUAAAAGGGUAUGAUUUCAUUGUAGACUUUUGAAUUGGCUACACCCAGUCUUACAUCAUCCAGAGGAAAUCGGGUUGAUAUUCGAUUCUCCGGCCCUGCACACUGGUCUGGAGAAGCGAACAUCAUUCUUAUGUAAGAACUCAUAUUUUAUGUUAGUGUUUAUUUACUACUGAAUCAUGUGCAAUUAUACUUUAGUUGUUCAAAAUAAUCAAGGGUUGAUUAGGUUUUUUAUCCAUCUUUGUAAAUCAUGGUAUAAAUCACUUGUUGUUUGCACGAGUUGUUUUCUCUUAGAGACGACUGUCUUUCUCAGUCCUGACUUACACGUUUAGUGAAUGAAUUGAACAUACCCCUGUGUGCUUCUCUCUGAGCUGAGAGGCAUGAAUCGCUUGUCCUGAUAUUUAGUAUAGAUAAGUUCACUCGAAACCUGUAUAAUGAUUUUCAGGAAGCCAGAAUUGUUGUUUGUUAUUUUCGUUAUAAAAAAUCUGUGUUCUAAGUGAAUGGAUGCUUCCAUGGAGGAGCAACACCAAAAAUGCUGCUCACUUGAAAUGUUCCGAGGGAGAAGGUGUUGCUCACUUGUCGCUGCAACAGAUUUUGUGGGAAACUUGGGUCAUGAAUGGAAGGAGAAGCUUUGUUUUAUCAAGUGUUCAUUCAGGGCCAUGAGCUAACUCAUAUGACCUUUUAAUGAAGUCACCACUUGCUUGUGAUUGGCUGGCUCUUGGGUGGCUCUGGCCCUGUUCAUUUUGUUAGUGGUGCUCCUACUAAGUUACUUUCCAGGCUAAUAUUUUGUUGACUGUUGAGAGAGGGCAUGAUAAAGAAAGCAGGCUUAAAGGAUGUAUUAUAUUUGAUACAAAAUAUAAGCAAUAUAUAUCAUGCUUCAACACUUUUUAAAACUCAUAAAAAUUUCAAACUGGUGUAAGGAAUCGGUUUUUCUCCUAUAAUCAUUUUGCUGUAUAUAUUGCUGUUAAAUUUUAUAUCUUGAUUUUAAUUGGUACUGUGUAAGUUCAGUUCUCUGUGGGUGAAUGCAACUGAUUUCCAAAAGAGCUGGAAUCGUAUGCUUUCCCAAGGUUGUUUCACUCAAAAUAAGAAGACAUGUUGAUGCGAACAAAACAAUCUUGGUUUUCAACAAAUUGAGGACACAACAGUUGUGUAACAUAUAUUCUGCCUCCGCCUGCCUUCUGACAUUGCAUACAAACAUUCUUCAGCUGGGUGUGACAUGAAUGUUCCAUCAACUCUUUGUGCAUGUCUUCAGUUGCAUCCCCACAGGAGCUGUGGGAUAGCCCUCAGUAAUGUACACUGCUCUCUUCUUUGAACCCUUGCUUGGAUCCUUGAAAAUUAUUAUUCUAGCCACACUGCUGUCAAGUUUUCAACUCUCUAUGCAGAAAUAUAUUGUGAUAUAUAAUGGGAAUGUUA
This is a messenger RNA of Lineus longissimus, 4579 nucleotides long. RefSeq lists its product as uncharacterized. The record is from RefSeq and is a predicted model, not a curated record. Bases 598 to 2319 code for a protein of 573 amino acids. NCBI's taxonomy places the organism in Eukaryota, Metazoa, Nemertea, Pilidiophora, Heteronemertea, Lineidae. Gene Ontology annotation, biological process: Rac protein signal transduction. Gene Ontology annotation, molecular function: CCR4-NOT complex binding. The transcript has 6 exons.